Didymodactylos carnosus is the source of this 723-nucleotide messenger RNA. The record is from the annotation of a GenBank genome assembly. Lineage: Eukaryota; Metazoa; Rotifera; Eurotatoria; Philodinida; Philodinidae.
AUGUAUCUCAGCUGCGAAGAUUCAUUAUGCACAAAAGCACUGCUGAUUCCGAUGCAUCUUGUUCCCUUACCGGAUUUGACUGGUUUUGUUUUUUGUAUUGGUGACGGCUUCGGUGUUGAACAAAAAUGUAUGGACGGUGUUCAAUACGAUCCAGUCAAGAAGGAAUGUAAUGUUGGCAAUACCAAUGUCACUCGCGAAAGCAGCCCAUGCUCAUCAUCACCAUGCAAAGGUGGAAAAUGUAUCAAUAUUUUUGCUGCCGCAACGUAUUAUUGUAUGUGUCAUAAUGACGCUUCUACUCGCAAUUGUGAACUUCCUUACUGUGAACGUUCUUACUCAAUGCAUCCGUGUGUAAGAGGACUCCCAUUUUCUGAAAUGCACAAAGUAUAUGAGGGCUGUCAAACGUUUGAAGAUAACUCUGCCCUAAAGUAUGUAUGUUUUUGCCGGAGGCCAGAAUCAGUUAAUGAAACUAUGGGACAGUUAUGGUAUGGCUCAAGUUGUACAGAAAAAAUAUUCGUGACUCCAUGUGCAACAGUAAAUAGUGAAGAAAAAUUUCCAUUGGGUUAUACUGAUAAAGGAUAUAUUAAAUGUUUGGCGAACAAAUUCUACUCAAUUGAAUCAUGCGCAGUCAAUUAUGUUUGGAAUUAUAAGACAAAGACUUGUGUAAAGGGAGAACAAGACAAAAAGGAUCAUGAUGAAUUGCUCAACCCGGCCGUGGACGCUUGA